Gongylonema pulchrum is the source of this 267-nucleotide messenger RNA. The record is from the annotation of a GenBank genome assembly. Lineage: Eukaryota; Metazoa; Nematoda; Chromadorea; Rhabditida; Gongylonematidae.
AUGGCGGCGGAUUAUAUCUGGUCCUGGCGUGAUUAUGUCUUCUAUGGGAUGUGCUCAUGUGGUAAUUCGGCGACUGAUUUUGAUUCCGCCAACCAUCAAGAAACAGCGAAGUCUGGCUUAGGCGGUUGGACGCUGGUCUUAGUGCUCUCGAAGCCGGAGACUCGUCGGUUAUCCGUGAAAUUCGCUAUGCAUAUUUCGGGCUCCAAAGAGAACAUUGACAUUUCAACAUUUGGAAGUGCAAUCAACAAUUAUUACUAUAUUUCAUGA